GCUAAACCAGUUUCCACAAUUAGCUGACUGCACUCUGCGGACAAUUCUCCCUACACGUCUCCCCUCCUACCACCAAAACCCCACCAUUUUCUCCCUCUCCUUAAACCCAAAACUUCCUCCGCUUUCUCUCUCCUCUAUUUUUUAAUGUUUGUAGAAAAACAUCGGAGCUCAAUCAUUGAUCAUUCUUCAAAUUCGUUCCCAAAAUGCGGUUCGUUAAAUCGUUGCAUGGAUUCAAAUCAAAUGAAUCCAACUUGAGGAAUUUCAUAAUUUCAUCAUCUUAUUUGAAGAAUAAUUUCGAUUUAGGGUUAGGGUUUAGUAGUAAUAAUUGCAGUAGUACUAGUAUUAGGAGUAUUGUGACUAGCUGCAGAGCGGUGAUUUUGCCUCGUUUUGGCGGUCCUGAAGUUCUUCAGCUUCGUGACGGUGUCGGUGUUCCUGAUCUCAAGCCUAAUGAGGUCCUUGUUCGUGCUCAUGCCGUAUCAAUUAAUCCUCUUGAUCUUCGGAUGCGAGAAGGUUAUGGACGAUCUGUGUUUGAGCCUCUACUUCCCCUCAUUCUGGGCCGUGAUGUUAGUGGAGAAGUUGCAGCAGUUGGAAGUUCAGUUCGAUCAUUUAGUGUAGGUGAAGAGGUUUUUGGGGCACUGCAUCCAACUGCGCUCAGGGGUACAUAUGCUGACUAUUCCAUCCUUCCAGCCGAAGAAGUUGCAAAAAAACCAGCUGCCAUGAGCCAUGUGGACGCUUGUGCGAUCCCUUUUGCUGCACUUACUGCUUGGCGUGCUCUCAAAAGUACUGCGCGAAUUACUUCAGGGCAAAGAGUGUUAAUUAUUGGAGGUGGAGGGGCUGUUGGUUUUUCUGCAAUUCAGCUAUCAGUGGCAGCUGGUUGCCAUGUGACGACCACUGUUGGCGGGGAGAGUAUAGAACGUGUUUUAGAAGCUGGUGCUGAGAAGGCUGUUGACUGUACCAGUGAGGAUUGUGAAGCAGCAAUUAAGGGGCAUUUUGAUGCUGUUUUGGAUACCAUUGGUAUACCAGAGACUGAAAGACUAGGUGUAAAUAUUUUGAGGAAAGGUGGACAUUACAUGACUUUGCAGGGAGAGGCAGCAUCUUUAUCUGAUCACUAUGGUUUGGCUAUCGGUCUUCCUAUGGCUUCAGCCCUUUUGCUGAAGAAACAAAUUCAAUAUCGGUAUUCGCAUGGAAUAGAGUAUUGGUGGACAUUCAUGAGAGCUGAUUCUGAAGGUUUACAAGAGAUCCGCAGGUUGGCCGAAGAUGGAAAGCUUAGAGUACCAGUUGAAAAGACAUUCCCAAUAGUACAAGUGAGGGAAGCCCAUGAGGCAAAAGAAAAAAGGAUUGUUCCUGGAAAAGUAGUGCUUGAAUUUGAGUGAUUCCUUGUGAUGGGUUUUAACUUUGUCCAACCUGAGUAUUAUGCGAAGAACCUAAAGAUAAUGUGCAGUGCAUGCCGAUCUUGCUUUCUAUAGUAUUAUAUGUUUUUUGGCAAAGUCUCAUCCAAGGUCGAAUAAAGGCAUUUCUCUCUGAACUUGAAGACUGUGAUCUGUGGGGACUUUGAGACUAGUGUCAGGACUCUGAAACUCAGAAUUACCGCCUACUCAACCAUCGACAUUCUGAACCAAAUGUAAAUAAUACUUUUAUUGGUGUGAGAGAAGAAGACUUCUGUUACAAGUUAGAACACGAAAGGUUGGAUUUUAAUACAAAAUAGAAAAUAAAGCAGCUAUAGUUUGACAAGGGAUCAAUCAUCAUUCAUCAAUGUAACAAGUUUUCAACACUGUUCAGUGUGCAAAUUUUGUACAGUACCUGUUUAAGCUGUUGCAUUUUGCAGCUGUUGGGUUAUGUCAUUUUGAUAUUAGUAUUUUGUGUUA
Messenger RNA from Spinacia oleracea (spinach), 1865 nucleotides. RefSeq lists its product as uncharacterized. The transcript has 7 exons. Lineage: Eukaryota; Viridiplantae; Streptophyta; Magnoliopsida; Caryophyllales; Amaranthaceae. The coding region runs from base 204 to 1373 and encodes 389 amino acids. The record is from RefSeq and is a predicted model, not a curated record. Gene Ontology annotation, molecular function: oxidoreductase activity.